GAUUCAAAAUGGCUACACCCAACAUCGAAGUGAGUGGCACAUUGAAAGAGGCUCUUUUUGAAACUUUGAAUGCAAUUCUUUCGCCAAUUCACGAUGUCAGAGCGAAUGCAGAAGAUCAGUUAAAAGUUUUAGAAGUUACAGAUGAAUUUGGUGUUCACUUGGCUGAACUCACAGUAGAUCCAAAUGGACUUUUACCAAUCAGGCAAUUGGCGUCUGUUCUCCUUAAACAGUAUGUUGAGGUACAUUGGUGCCAACAUUCAGAAAAAUUUCAUUCUCCCGAAACAACAGAAGAGGCAAAAGCCACAAUCAGGCAACUUUUGCCAUUGGGUUUACGAGAAUCUAUUAGCAAAGUACGUUCCAGCAUUGCCUAUGCUAUUUCUGCAAUUGCACAUUGGGAUUGGCCAGAGAAUUGGCCAGAACUUUUUGAUAUCCUUAUGCAUUCCUUAACCAGCGAGGAUCAUAAUGCUGUUCAUGGAGGAAUGAGAGUAUUAACAGAAUUCUGUAAUGAAGUCACUGAUAAUCAGAUGCCUCAGGUUGCUCCAAUUAUCCUACCUCAGAUGUACAGAAUCUUCACAUCAUCAGAUAAAUAUAAUAUCAGAGUGCGUGGACAUGCUGUUGAGAUUUUUUCAACUUGUGUUCAAGUAAUAUCUAUGAUGGUUGAUUACAACAAGAAAGCAGCAAAAGAACUUCUAUAUCCAAUUUCAACACAAUUCACAGAAGCUUUAGUAGCAGCUCUUCAAGUUCCAGAUGGUGUAAAUUCAGAUAGUGGUCUGAAAAAAGAUGUUCUUAAUGCAUUAACAUUAUUGGUUAAAUGUGUACCAAAACUUAUGUCCUCUUGGCUACCUCAUAUUUUAACUCCUGUAUGGAAUGCACUUACUGAGAGUGCUAGCAUAUAUGUAAAAACGGUUGUUAAUGAUACAGAAGAUGCAAAUAAUCCUGUAGAUUCUGAUGGUGAAGUAUUAGGAUUUGAAAAUCUUGUAUUUAGUAUAUUUGAAUUUGUCAAUGUGUUAGUUGAGAGUCCAAAAUUUAGAAACUUUGUGAAAAAGGGAUUAUCAGAUUUAAUGUAUUAUAUUGUAUUAUAUAUGCAAAUAACAGAAGAACAAAUAAAUAUAUGGACGAAUAAUCCAGAUCAGUUUGUUGAAGAUGAAGAUGAGGAAACAUUUUCUUAUUCUGUUCGCAUAUCUGCUCAGGAUCUGCUUUUGGUAUAAUUUUUUCUUAACUUGGAAGUUUCUUUAAAAUAGUUGUUAUAUAUAUAUAUCUCAAGUACAAAAUGUUACAAUUGUGAUUCUGAAGAAAUAUAGUAGUGAUAGGACAAUGAAUCAGAAUCAGAAAUUGGAAAAUUGGACAUUUUCUGGGAAUCAGAAUCAAGAAAAUCUCAUCAUGAUUUCCGAUUCUUAAAAACAAUCCUUCCACAUUUUAUAAGAAA
Molecule: messenger RNA, 1426 nt
Organism: Centruroides sculpturatus (bark scorpion)
Lineage: Eukaryota; Metazoa; Arthropoda; Arachnida; Scorpiones; Buthidae
Product: importin-9-like
Exons: 10
Coding region: 9-1208 (399 amino acids)
Biological process (GO): protein import into nucleus
Cellular component (GO): cytosol; nuclear envelope
Molecular function (GO): small GTPase binding
Source: RefSeq, a predicted model, not a curated record